Messenger RNA from Cydia pomonella (codling moth), 3991 nucleotides. RefSeq lists its product as uncharacterized. The record is from RefSeq and is a predicted model, not a curated record. The coding region runs from base 1257 to 1751 and encodes 164 amino acids. Lineage: Eukaryota; Metazoa; Arthropoda; Insecta; Lepidoptera; Tortricidae. The transcript is spliced from 8 exons.
AGAAUAUUGUAUAUCAUUUAUGCUAUUAUGCUUAUGGCAAAUAACAGAAUAACUUUACCAGCUUAAAGGUCCUAACAGACGGACGUACCGGAUCGUAACCUUUAUCCGGUCAGUAAGUAGGUCUCUUUCUCGCUUAUACCCACAAACUAUAUAGAGAUACUACGCAUAUGCUUAUACCUUUCGGAUCCAACCAAGGUUGGGGUCCUCGGGGUCCGACACGCCCGCCUAACCGCUAAAAUACACGCUAGGUGCGCUUUGCAUCUCUUUCCUCAAUAUGUCAAACGAAAGUGAUGGACGCAAAAAGAAACGAACGCAACUUAUGAUGGCAUCACUGUAAAAGUGUCAAUGUCAUUGUCAACCGUAUAUUUUGUUUUCUUGAAAGAUUUAGAUUAUUACUACAGAAUAAUUUAUUAUUGUAGUUCGGUGUUUAAUAUAAACAGUCCAGCUAACUAUAUACUGUUUGCAAGUCGUGAACAUGUUAGAUGCAGAAAUAAAUAAUGAAUGGACAAUACUGGAUUACCUGAAUGAUGACUGCUGGUAUGCAGUGUUGCAAUAUGUGGCCGUCCCAGACCUGAUCCGGACAGAGAGCACCAGCAGGCAUUGGCAGAAACGGUUGCUGCAGUACUUGCGAGGAGUCCGUUUAAUGGUUAUAGACACAUAUAAUUCCUAUAAACUGAAGACUCCCAGAGACAUUCAAAGGACACUAGAUUAAAUCUGCAAAAGCCAGCAUACGAGUCAUUUGUGAUGUGGACUGACAAACUAGGCUCUUCAGUAGUGGCUACUGUCUGCUAUAAUGUGGAAAUUUUGGGAAUAAUUAGAAAGAACUGCCCUAAUUUGGAAAGCCUAUUUUUUUCCGACAUCCCUGACAGUUGUGAGUCACGCGUGUUUCCCUACAAUCUGAAUAAGGACUUCAAAAGCUUGAAGGGGCUAUGUUUCAAUCAAUGUUGUGUAACUGACAACUGCACCAACCAAUUUAUAGCAGAUAAAGCAUUGGAAGAAAUAGACAUUAGUGACUGUCCAAAAGUGACAGGGGAUUUUUUAAAUACCAUAAACCUGUCAAGCUUAAAAUCCGUUGUCUUACUUUCAUGCGAUAAUUUCGACUUGGAGCACUUGAUUUACGCCGACCUUGGCAAUCUGACAAGUUUGAUACUAUAUCAUAUGAAAUAUAGAACAUUUGAAGUCCAAGAAGGAAUACAAAAUAUGCUGGAUAGAAUGCCUAAUUAGAAUAUUUGGAAAUAUACAAUUAUGAUGAUAAAAUGGUUUGCUAUGAUUAUGGGCCUCUAUCGCGUCUGACACGUUUGCAGCAUCUCUUGGUGUCUAUUCAAGUGCCCAAUGAGGGUGUUGAAGCUAUAUUGCAGAACUGCCAGGAGUUGACGAGCUUGAAUUUCUCUGAUUGCGCAGCAAUGACCGGGUGCUCCGUGGCUGCCUCCGUGUGCCGCUGGGGCGCGCGGCUCCGCUCGCUGACGCUGGAUGGCAUCGAGAGUUUGGAUGACGAAGAUGUGGUUGCCGUCAUCAGAGGAUGCCCCGAGAUUAUGUCGUUGGAGUUGAUAGGAUCGAAGUAUUUGACGCCCGACCUGCCGGCGCUCGCGUCGGCGGCGCGCCACGCGGCGCGGCCCGGCGUGCGGCUGCGGCUCCAGAUAGACUACAGCCUUAUGUCGGAUGAGGUUCGAAUGGCACAAAUGUGCGGGGAGUAUGAUCAGUUCAAGUCAGAGUAUGAAGACCUGGAUAUAGAGUUUUUAUGGUUACCUUAAAAUAAUUUUACAGUAGUAAUAUUUUUUUAUCAGAAAAAUCAUUUUUUAACUCAUUUGUCUUUGAGUUACAAUCCUCAUACUUAUUCGACAAUGAGGUUAAAACCAACUGCCAGUGUUGGGCAAAAAGUAAUUGCAUUACGAUUUAUGAAUUGCAAUUACAAAAUGUAAUUUGAAUUAUGAAUUGAAAUUACGGAAAUGUAAUUUGUAAUUGCAUUAAAAUUUCACUGCAUUACAAAAUGUAAUUCGCAAUGCAAUUAGAAAUUACAUUUUGUAAUUUUAAUUCGUAUUGUAUUAUUUCAUGCAUUACAAAUUACACUCACUUAGUAAAAACAUUUUCAUUGUUUUUAUAAAGCAUUCUAUACUUGUUUGUGGGUUUGUGUUCUAAUUUAAUAUGUUAAGGCCAAAUUUUGCAACUCAAUUUUAAGGCACUUAUCCUCAAAAUUAUCAACAAAAAAAUUUUUACAUACUUGUGUCAGUUUUUUAGUACGUGUUUUAGUUCUUACAUUCAACUUUGGACGCUAUUUGUGUCAGUCCAAAACAAAAGGGACCUUAUGGCGGUAUUUUUAGGUGGGUUGAGUCUUCUAUUAAUAGUUAGGUAUAUGUUUCUAGAUUUAUAUCCCUUAGAUAACUCAAUUUCCGCCACACGGUCCCUUUUGUUUAGGACUGACACAUAUGUACACUUUUGCAGUUGACUGUACCUCCCGGAUAUGAUUAUAAAAUGAACCAUAGAGACUCACUUAGAGAUAAAUUUAAGGAAAUUGACAUAUUGACAGUGCACUGUCAAUACAUUUAUGAGAAUAUUCUGUAUGUACAUAAAAAUAUUGCCGAUUUUAAGAAAAAUUGUGACAUUCAUAAUAUUAAUACUAGAAAUAAACAUAAGCUCGCAGUGCCCUUCACUCGGCUCCAUAAAAUUAAAAAAAUCAUUCAUGGGUAAUUGUGUAAGAUUUUAUUAUAAACUUCCAAACCAUAUUACUGAAUUAUCAAUUAAUAAAUUUAAGAAUCAUGUCAAGCGUAAACUUAUUUCUAAAGCUUAUUAUACCACACAAGACUACAUGAAUGAUAAAACAACGUGGAUUAAUCCCACGUGUGAUUCGAAAUGAUUAAUUAUUUAUUAUAUUUGAAUAAUGAUGAUGAAAUGGAUAUUCCAAUGCAUGUAUAGGUAAAAAACUUAAGUAAGUCACCUGUUGUAUGUAGUUGUGACGUGUUCGAAUAGAUAUUUGUUUUGUUUGUGUGUGUCUUUUAAACAUGUAUUGUCUAUUCGAACACGUCACAACUACGUACAACAGUGACUUACUUAAGUUUUUUACCUAUAUGAUUGGAUCCUCAGGAAAAUCAAGAUCGUUUGACAUUAUUUACAAAAAACUGUCAAGUAGCCAAUUGUCUCGGUACUCUCGUUGUUAGUUGACUGUUAAAAACAAAGUGCAGUCGGCGACAGAAUUUUGACAAAAACAUUUUUAUAUCAAUGUUGUUGGCCAAUAUAACCAAAAACCACCUACGUAAUUUGGUCGGGUUCAUUGUUACCCACCAUAAAAACGGUGGACAAUAAAAAACAUCUAUGUCACUUAGGACUUUUUAGAAGUAAGAAAGGACAAGUGAGACUAUGAAAAAGACAAACAAUAAUAGCGUUUUCUUUGCUACUCCUGAAAGUUCCGUAAGAGCAUCUCGUUCAGUCAUCUCCUCCUUCCCCCAUUUCAUCUCUAUAUUAUAGGGAGGGUGCAUGAACUGUAGGAGGCAGCACAGGAGCCGUCAGAUUUUUGGCGCAAGGCGUAAAUGUGAUGCUUUUUGUUCCGAUGUAGCCCACAAGAUGGCAGAACCUACACAAAAAAACACGUGACGUGUACAUGUGCAUGUUUAUGGUUCCGAUUUAGGCCACAAGAUGGCAGACCCUCCAACGCGCACGGUCCCUAUUGUACCUCUAUCUUAAAGAAGCAUAUUAGAAAAAGGUUUUUUUCCCAUAAAUGGCUUUUACUCCUGGCUAGUUUUAGUAAUUUUGAAUAAAUCUGAUAUCGAAUAAAUCUGCCAAUGUCGAGGUGUGGACAUAAAAAGGUUAUUUUUUGUGGCUUUUACUGUUCUUUGUUUAAUUCCAGUUUCGAACAUACUUCGGUCUAAAAAAAGCGCAUGGGAUUUGUUGCAAGGCCUGUGAUCCUUAAUUUAGAGAAAUAUUUGUUUAACUGACAACACUGUAAAUCGCAAUGAAGUGUCAAUGUCAACUGUCAAGUGAAGUGACUGUUACUGACUGU